Messenger RNA from Cephus cinctus (wheat stem sawfly), 607 nucleotides. RefSeq lists its product as uncharacterized. NCBI's taxonomy places the organism in Eukaryota, Metazoa, Arthropoda, Insecta, Hymenoptera, Cephidae. The transcript has a single exon. The record is from RefSeq and is a predicted model, not a curated record. The coding region runs from base 40 to 504 and encodes 154 amino acids.
CUCGCCGAGAAGGCGGCGGCCUGGUCCGUAGCGAACGUAAUGGGUGCCAAAUCAAAACUGGGUAUGGGACUGAAGAAGAAGAAGAAGCCAAAGACUGUAACGCUGAGGAAAGUCAUCGAGGAAGCCAAACGAUCGAUGAUUCCUAGCAACGAUGCAGGAGUAGCUAUCAGAUCUGCUCUCAAGGGUGCACAAGCUGCCGUCAAACGAGCAGGUGGAAAGCGCAACGUGCGAACACCGCGUAUUCUACCCGUACCGUCCAAAGUCGGAGGCUUCCUGAUGUUUCUCGUCCCCGUGUUUGCGGGUCUCAGUGCCGCUGGAGCGUUGGCCGGCGGUGCUGCAGGUAUAGCCAAAGCCGUGAACGAUGCGAAUGCAAACAAGGAGCAGCUGAAGGAAAGUCAGAGGCACAACGAGACAAUGGAAGCCAUCGCGUUAGGCAAAGGACUGUACUUGAAACCCUACAAAAAAGGACUAGACCUUCAUCUGAAGCCAAAAAACUUAAAGUGAAACUACCACGCUGAGCGUUGACCGAUGCGGAUCUGCUAAAGUACGCCAAGAUCAUGAAGAUUCCACAUUUUCGCGGAGUCUUCAUGCGGAACGCUAUGCCGAA